This is a messenger RNA of Blepharisma stoltei, 1129 nucleotides long. Lineage: Eukaryota; Ciliophora; Heterotrichea; Heterotrichida; Blepharismidae. The record is from the annotation of a GenBank genome assembly.
AUGAAAAUCUCUUAUGAUUUUAAUUUAAAAAAUCAAGAAAAUGACUGUGUUUAUCUAAUCAAUAGAGAUAGAGAGAGAAACUUAUUAAAAAUAUUCGAUCCAAAAACUUACUUAGAAGCAGAGCGAACUUUUGAUUUGAGUUUUGAAGAUUUUUAUAUUCCUGACUGCCAAAAUAUAUUGAUAGAUAAAGAAAUAUUUUGCUUUGGCAACAGAGCAUCCUUCAUUCUUAAUAUAGAAACACUAAAUACAGUGUUAAUAAUUAAAGAUUGGCUGUGAAAUUGUGAUCUAGCAGGAAUUGCUUAUUUAAACAAUUGCAUCUAUCUAUUUUUACUAGUUAAGGAGAUAUCUAGUUAUUCUUGCAUCACAGAAAAAUAUGAUUUAGCUUCUCAUAGAUGGACUAAAGUUGCAAAUUGUCCACUAGAAUCAGCCAUGUAUUUUUGUUUAACAUUUAGGAACAAUAUUUUGAUAUAUAAUCAUUCUCCAACAAUAUUCCAAUAUGAUGAAAAUAUAAAUAGCUAUUCAAUACUUUUUGAAAUGGUUAAAGAUUCAUCUAAAAUUAUCGUCUCUGGAAACUCCAAACUUUUUAUUAUUGAGAGCAAAGGAAGAAUAUACGAAAGUGAUGCUGAAAAUCAAUAUAAAUUUAUAUAUAUCGGAGAUUCGAAUAUAAAUUUUGACUUUAUUAAAUUAUCUUUACUUCCCUAUCCAUAAGUGAAAAAAAAAUGUUGGUUGCAGAGGGGGUUAAUUUUUUUCAGCAAUAAAUUGAAUUCUCAAUUCGGUAAUGCAAAAAAUUAAUUUAAAUUGUAAAAUUUAUGUUUUAAUAUGCAUAAAAAAAAGAAUUAGAUAGAGAUUGAAUUAUACUUAGUACCGCUUAAUAUUAAUUUUUUUCCAUAUAAGAAUUUUUUGCUCGCUUACGAAGGGUGAGUUUUAUAGAAAAAAAAGUAUUUUUCUAAUGGCAUAUUUUGCUCACAGAAGGGGGGAGUUAGCAAAUUUUCAAAAUGAUAUAUACUUUGGGUUAAUCACUCGCAAUUAUUUUCAAAGAACCUAUAGCUAUUCAUACUAUAGAUUAGGCCUAAAAGAAAAGAGAGUAGAGAAAAUAAAUACUAAGAUAUGAAAUUGCUAUAUAAAUUAA